Messenger RNA from Camellia sinensis, 1516 nucleotides. The record is from RefSeq and is a predicted model, not a curated record. NCBI's taxonomy places the organism in Eukaryota, Viridiplantae, Streptophyta, Magnoliopsida, Ericales, Theaceae.
UUGGCCCACGGCAAGAUUCAAAUAACCAAACUGCUUUUUUAAAUGGGCUAGAGAUCAUGGUGAUAAUAGGGGGAUUGAGUCCUGAUUUGAAAAAACUAUCAAAGACACAUCUUCUUCUUAUUAUAGUUGGUUCAGUUCUCGGAGGUGUGGCUUUUGUGUUUUUAUUUAUUGCGGUGUUUGUCAUUAGAUAUAAAUUCAGAAUAGCCAAACCUGUUGAGAAUUCGGAUUGGCAGACCAUUGCCUCUCCGGUUUGCAAUCUGAAUCUCGGGUUAAAGUUAUCUCUUUCUGAAAUUCAGUAUGCAACUAAAAAUUUCAACUCCAAGUUGAUGAUAGGUGAGGGCGGGUUUGGAAAAGUUUACAGAGGAACUCUUCGGAGUGGUGAAAAAGUUGCUGUCAAAAGAAGUCAGCCAGGGCACGGCCAGGGCCUUCCAGAAUUCCAGACAGAGAUCAUGGUCUUGUCAAAGAUUCGCCACCGCCAUCUUGUUUCCUUAAUUGGGUACUGUGACGAAGAAUCCGAGAUGAUCCUUGUUUAUGAGUUCAUGGAAAAGGGUACUCUGAGGAGUCAUCUGUACAAUUCAAAUGCAGAUUUGGAUAAAGCAUUUUCAGAGUCAAAAUUAUCAUGGAAUCGAAGACUUGAGAUAUGCAUUGGGGCUGCCAAGAGUCUACAAUAUCUUCACAGAGACCGAGGCAUAAUUCACCGCGAUGUUAAGUCAACAAACAUCUUGCUUGAUGAUGAUUAUGUCGCUAAAGUUGCUGAUUUUGGUUUAUCAAGAUUAGAAGCUCUCGAUCAAACCCAUAUCAGCACAGAAGUGAAGGGCAGUUUUGGGUAUCUUGAUCCGGAGUACUUCAAAUUCUUCCAAUUAACUCAAAAAUCCGAUGUGUACUCAUUUGGCGUGGUUCUACUAGAAGUGCUAUGUGCAAGGCCGGCCAUUAACAACAAGCUUCCAUGGGAGCAAGUGAACUUGGCGGCAUGGGGCUUGUCCUAUCAAAAAAAAGGACAGCUCUGGAAAAUUGUUGAUCCAUUGAUCGCAGGGAAUAUUAGUCCCAAUUCGCUGAGAACGUUUGGGGAAAUUGUGGACAAUUGUUUGAAAGAGCACGGAGUUGAGAGGCCGAACAUGGCUGAUGUUUUGUGGGAUUUGGAAUAUGCACUGAAACUUCAACAGACUGCAACGCACAAAGAACCUCGUGAGGAUAGCACAACGGACGUAUCGUGGGCGUUGUCGGUACCUAUUGCUCAUCGGUUACCUUCUGAUAGCAUGACAAUUGAUGAAGAUGAUGUGACCGUGGAUGAUUUUUGGAAUACAGGUGCGGAUACAGGUACAGAUGCAUGUGUGUCCCAAGUGUUUUCGCAGUUGAGGAUCGACGAUGCUAGAUAGUUAAUUUUGAAGUUUUAAAGUAGAAUUUUGAAAUUAGAUAGAUAAAUGUUAGUAGAUUAAAAAAUACUAAGGAGUGUAUUAGUCUCAUAAUAUGUAAUUUUUACUGUCAGUCAAUUGUUUUUAUCUAUCAAUUUAAAUUA